Molecule: messenger RNA, 2201 nt
Organism: Trypanosoma cruzi
Lineage: Eukaryota; Euglenozoa; Kinetoplastea; Trypanosomatida; Trypanosomatidae
Exons: 1
Biological process (GO): protein dephosphorylation
Molecular function (GO): protein tyrosine/serine/threonine phosphatase activity
Source: RefSeq, a predicted model, not a curated record
GUGGGAUGUUAAACACCACCACCACGAACAACUCCUCUUCCAUUUACCAGCAGGCAACUAUGCAAUCUCGGGCCGGUGUUGCGUCUCCAUCCAGCGCGCAGGGACCUCCUGUAUUGGAGAUACCCCGCCUACGUUUUGCGGCAGAAGCGGCACGGCAGAGGGCGGUGGAUAUGCCGCUGAAUGCCCCGCGACAGUCCACUGCACAAACACCACGGUUGACACAACUCGAGGGAGCCUCAUCGGUAUCGAAUGCCACCUCCACCCGGACAACGACUGCCACCGUAGGCUCGACGCUAUUGCCUGUCAUUGCCAAUUUACACCUAAACGAAACACUGAAUAGGCGGUGCGCCACAGAGUUGAGUCUCGAGAAUGAUGAGAUUCGCAUGACAGAGGAGCGGGUGAAGAAGUUGAGGGCUGCGGCACCGGAGGCCACCGAGGUACUCCCAUGGUUAUUUGUGGGCGGUGAGGAGGCCGCAGGAGACCGCAUCCAACUUUUAGCAAAGGGCAUUACCAAUGUUGUAAACACCGUUGCUUUUUCUAUGGGAAAUGUCCAUAGUGAUAUCUUUCGGUAUCUAGGACUUUAUCUAAGCGACUCCCCGGAUGAACCUAUUUUCUCACUUUUUCCCGUUGUCAUCCGCUUUGUUGAGGAAGCACGGUUAAAAGGGGGAAAGACAUUUAUUCAUUGCCACCAGGGUGUAUCCCGUUCUUGUUCAUUUGUCAUUGCCUACGUCAUGUGGCAUCAGGGUAUUUGCUAUGACAGGGCAUUUGAAUUUGUUCGUUCAAAACGUCAAGUGUGUAGCCCAAACACCGGAUUUUACGUGAAUUUGCUGUUAUGGGAGAAUCAGUUGUCCACUCCUGUCUUUAACAAGAUAUAUGCAUAUGUCCCGUACAUGGAGUACCUUUUUCCUUUCUCAUUCCGUCUUGCAUUGACGUUCCGUGGGUCCCAGAGGAGCCAAGAUGACGACUCGCAGAUCGUCAAUCCGUUUGUGCAUGUUGUUCACGGAACCGAUGAGAGCUACACGGUGGACCCAAGACUGAGUUAUGGUAUCCUACUGGGAGACCGCGGCUCACGGAGUGAAGAUCGUGUGAUGCCAAUAAAAUCGUACUUUUUUGCUGGCUCGGACUGCGACGCGAUCGUAUGGCAGGAAGCCAGAGUGGACUGGGACGCCUUCAUCAAGUACAGCUUUUACCAAGGACAGAAGAAGCGAAGUACAAAUAACAAGGGAGAGGUGAUCACGUUUACCCCUAUGCCACCGGUUGAGCAGCCGACGCAGUGCUUGUGGGAAUUGAGGGAUUUGGGUCGUGUCAUUAACGAAGGCGUAUUUAGUCAAACGUGUCGGGCAUCCGGUGGGACUCGAUAUCCAAAUGUGGUGCAGGGGCAGGUGCAGUGCUGGAACAAAUUGCUUGCCCGUGAUGAUUUGGUUUUUCGACUUUCCACUUAUCUUGCGGAGGAACAACGUGUAAAUUUAACUUCUCAAAGCCGUAAGCGCAUGCGAGAGGAGGAAAGAAGACGUCUCUCCAAAUUAGUGUCUUCUGCUAGCACACCACGGUUGUCUUCAUAUAAAGGUGGUAGUGGCAGGAAUAAUGCCGGGACAAGUUCUGUUGUUGUGAAUGCUGCUAACCCCACCAAUACCACAAAUAAUGCCCCCCUCACUGCUCAUACGAGCUUUUCAAUAGCUGCACCUUCCUCACGUGUUGCUGCCGCCAACACUGCGGCGAUGGAUUUGCUGCCAUUGGUGCAGCCGUUACCUACACCGCCGUUAGUAACACCAGCAACAACAACAACAAAGUCGGCUGCUGCAAGUGCGAAGACUUCAUUGCCACGCAAGACGAAAUCCUCAAUACCGUCGACAGCGCGUUCCAACUCCUUGGGAGGUGAAGUGGAGAUAUACGCCUAUCCUUUUACCGGUCCUCCGCUUACGGACAUAUUAGACGUUGCAGACAUGGAGCCGGAUGGUUGCUACGCGGUUGUGGUUCCUGCCACCGCCGCCGCCGCCACGACGUCAUGGCGUCAUCGUGUGUUUUUGUGGCUUGGGCGCACUUGCAGCGUUGGGGAGGCAGAGGCGUGGCAGACGUACCGGCGAUCACUGAAGAUCGACAAGGAUGUUCGUCUGUGGAAUAAGACUUUGUUGCAGAGUCCUUUGGAAGAGGUGGCUCAUGAUGGUGAGGAGCCGGACGACCUCAUCCUUGCGCUCGAAUGA